Talaromyces atroroseus is the source of this 1239-nucleotide messenger RNA. RefSeq lists its product as hypothetical. Bases 1 to 1239 code for a protein of 412 amino acids. The record is from RefSeq and is a predicted model, not a curated record. Gene Ontology annotation, cellular component: cytosol. Gene Ontology annotation, biological process: L-aspartate biosynthetic process. Gene Ontology annotation, molecular function: L-aspartate:2-oxoglutarate transaminase activity; pyridoxal phosphate binding. NCBI's taxonomy places the organism in Eukaryota, Fungi, Ascomycota, Eurotiomycetes, Eurotiales, Trichocomaceae. The transcript has 5 exons.
AUGGCUUCACGUUCUGCUACUUCCGCGUUCUCGAAUCUCAGCUUUAUCCCUCUUGACCCUCACUAUACCCUCAAGAAGAUUUUCGCAGCCGAUGACCAUGAAAAGAAAGUCAUCCUAGGAUCUGGAAUUUACCGAGACGACAAUUCUCAGCCGUGGGUGUUGCCUAGUAUCAAGAAAGCUGAAGGGUAUGUCGACAAUGGGCAGAACCCAGGUCGAUAUGAGUAUCUACCCAUUACAGGGUACGCACCAUUCCACCAUGCUGCUCGCGAUCUUCUGUUUGGUCCCUUGAAUGUCAGCACAGAGCACUUUGUGUCAUUGCAGACACUUGCUGGUACUGGAGCGAACAGUCUUGGAGCUCGCUUUCUCAAAGAAUCAUUGAAUCCAUCCGCAGUGUGGCUAUCUGAUCCGACAUGGGUGAAUCACCAUAAUAUUUGGAGCUUGGUCGGUGUUGAGAUCAAGACCUAUCCUUAUUGGAACGCCGUGAAUAGAGGACUAGACUUUGAUAAUCUGAUACACACGUUGAAGACGCGUGCUACCAAGGGAGACGUCAUUGUUUUACAUGCAUGUGCUCAUAAUCCGACUGGAGUUGAUCCCAGCAAGGAACAGUGGAAGACGAUUGCAGACGUGUGUGAGCAGAAAGGGCUCUUCCCAUUUUUUGACUGUGCUUACCUAGGAUUUGCAAGUGGCGACCUGGACGAGGAUGCAUGGGCCGUGAGACAUUUUUUGUCUCGGGGAACACUAGAACUUGCAGUGGCUCAGUCCUUCUCGAAAAAUAUGGGUCUUUAUGGCGAGAGAGUCGGCGCAUUCCAUCUUUCAACUUUCUCUGCCGAAGCAGCAACGAAGGCACAAGGCCACCUUGCCCGUUUACAGCGCGGUCAAAUUUCUACUCCGCCUUCAAGAGGCGCCAGGAUCGCUACAACCAUUCUUGCGACUCCCAGUUUAUACCAGGAAUGGCUUCUAGAUCUGCAAGAGAUGACCUCUCGCAUCCAAGGCAUGCGCAGGUUACUUCGUGACAAUUUGGUUUCCCUUGGGACACCUGGAAAUUGGGACCAUAUUUGUUCACAAAUAGGAAUGUUUUCUUACACUGGCUUGUCUCCUGAGCAGGUGGAUAUCAUUCGGACUGAUCACCAUGUUUAUGUACUGAGAACCGGGCGUAUAUCAAUUGCUGGCUUAACCACGGCAAAUGUCGCGCAUGUAGCGAAGGCAAUGGACGCCGCUGUCUGGAAGUCACCUAAUUAG